UCGCCAUUGCACUUCUGACAUGUUGACUUCCUGAUGAGAAGGAAACAUACCUACAAAGAGGCUCAUGCUAACAACACGUCAAAUGCCCCACACCCGUCUCGCUAUGUAGUGAAACAUGGGCACCCGCUGAACGCGUUUUGGAUCAAGUGCAUAUCGGGACACUUGCGUAGGCUCCAGCGGUCGGCCUCUAACACGCCAAAUAAAUGCACCAAGGAACGAUGCAAGCGGGCGACCCGGGGCUGGCCAUGGCAGUAGCAGGUUCACAGAGCCGCUCAGAAGACGAAGAGAUCCUUGGUGUAAAAGACGUGAAAAGGACAGCAGCACAAGCGUUCGGCAGUGGCGGCGUCCCCAAACGCCGAAGUUCGUCCAGAUCAAUAAAGAGGAAGAAGUUUGAUGAUGAGCUGGUGGAAAGCAGCCUUGUCAAGUCCUCGAGUCGAGUUAAAGGUCCCCCUCUCAUGGAACCUGUGCGCUACUUUGGAAGUGAACCUUCAUCAAGCGAGAAGAAAAAGGUGGCUAAAGCAGGACCGACUUUGAUGCCGCCUCUCGCAAUGGUGCUAAAUCCUUCACCAAUAAGCAAAAGGAUGAAGAAAAGCAAACAGCCGCUACACAUUACAAAAGACUUGGGUCGGUGGAAACCUACUGAUGACCUGCUGCUUAUUAAUGCCGUGUUGCAGACCACAGAUCUCACAUCAGUUCAUUUGGGCGUCAAGUUCAGCUGUCGUUUCACUUUGCGGGAAAUUAAAGAGAGGUGGUACGCACUCCUCUAUGACCCGGUUAUCUCCAAACUAGCAUGGCAGGCUAUGAGGCAACUUCACCCAGAAGCCGUGGCAGCGAUACAGAGCAAAGCGCUCUUCAGUCAGGCUGAGGAAGCGCUGCUGGCCAAGAUCGGUUCGUUUGUCCAUAAGCAGACCAGCCAGCCCAAACUCGACUUAUUCCAGGAGCUUCUGAGUAAACACCCAAGUGUCUUUCACCAGUCCCGCACGCCGAAAAGUCUGCUGGUCCACUGGCAGCUUCUGAAGCAGUACUACCUACUGAACGACCAGAGUGUCCAGCCACUCCCAAAGGGCGACCAAGUCUUGAACUUUUCUGACGCCGAGCAAAUGGUUGAUGACGUCAAGUUAAAGGAGAGCAGAGACGAAGUACUGGAACACGAACUAAUGAUAUCUGACCGUCACCAGAAAAGGGAGAUCCGACAGUUGGAGCAGGAGUUGCCCCGCUGGCAGGUUCUUGUGGACAGUAUUACAGGAAUGAGCAUGCCUGACUUUGACAACCAGACGCUGGCCGCUCUCAGAGGACGAAUGGUACGCUACCUGAUGAGAUCGCGGGAGAUUACACUGGGUAGGGCGACCAAAGAUAAACAAAUAGAUGUAGAUCUGUCCUUGGAAGGACCCGCCUGGAAAAUCUCAAGGAAACAAGGAAUUAUUAAGCUAAAGAAUAAUGGAGACUUCUUCAUCGUCAACGAGGGAAGACGACCCAUCUACAUCGAUGGCAGACCGGUCCUGUCGGGCAACAAAUGGAAACUAAACAACAAUUCGGUGGUGGAGAUUGCAGGACUGCGCUUUGUGUUCCUUAUAAACCUGGAACUCAUCUCCCUGAUCAAAGCUGAGGCCGCCAAGAUGACCCAGCAGUGAACUCCUGACGCCCAAUGGAAGUCAGUCCUCCCGCCUUGAUGGUCUUUGGGGGCCUGAGACAAUGACAUGGUGCAGCCCUCGUUUAUUUAAAUUGUGUAGGAAAUCUUUUUUUUUUUUUAAAUAAAUUGACAUACACACUUGA
Molecule: messenger RNA, 1773 nt
Organism: Nerophis lumbriciformis (worm pipefish)
Lineage: Eukaryota; Metazoa; Chordata; Actinopteri; Syngnathiformes; Syngnathidae
Gene: mcrs1
Product: microspherule protein 1
Biological process (GO): positive regulation of transcription by RNA polymerase II
Cellular component (GO): MLL1 complex; NSL complex; Ino80 complex
Molecular function (GO): G-quadruplex RNA binding; protein binding
Source: RefSeq, a predicted model, not a curated record